CCAAGAUGGCCGCCGAUGCGGGAUCGAUGGCUCGAUAUCGGGAGCCCGGGGCUCUCCGGCGGCGCCAGAAGGAGCUUAAUUCUGUUGCUUCCGAACUGGCGGCACGGCAGGAAGAAAGCGAGCAUUCUCAUAAACAUUUAAUUGAACUCAGCCGGGAAUUUAAGAAAAAUGUACCUGAGGAGGUCCGCGACAUGGUGGCUCCUGUCUUGAAGAGCUUCCAGGCAGAGGUGGUUGCUCUUAGUAAAAGAAGCAAAGAAGCAGAAGCAGCGUUCCUGAGUGUUUACAAGCAACUGAUUGAAGCUCCAGAUCCUGUACCGGCCCUCGAGACGGCGCGGAGCCUUGAAGACCGGCGCCAGCAGCUGCACUGCCUUGGUCCUGAAAACCCACCUUUGAAGGAGCUGAACAGGCCGCGGAAGAAGAACUCGGAGCUCCUUUGUGCAAAAGAGCAACGGGAGGGGACACCUCCGCCCGGCCUGGCUGCUUCGGAGGGGCCCAGGCUCGCCAGCAUCAACAGCAAAGCACUCCUUGCGGAAAACUCGCUCCAUAGAAAUGAAGCCGAGAAGCAAAAGGGCCUGCAGGAAGCACAGAUCACUUUGGCCGCUCGGCUGGGGGAAGCAGAAGAGAAGAUCAAAGUGCUCCAUUCAGCACUGAAGGCAACCCAGACAGAGCUGGUCGACUUGCGGUGUAAAUACGAUGAAGAGGCAGCUUCAAAGACAGAUGAAGUGGCCAUGAUUAUGACGAACCUUGAAAAAGCCAAUCAGAGAGCCGAGGCUGCCCAGAGGGAGGUGGAGACCCUGCGGGAGCAGCUUGCCUCUGUAAACAGCUCUCUUCGCCUGGCUUGCUGCUCUCCCCAAGGAUCCAGCGGGGACAAAGUCAAUUACUCCCUGUGCCCAGGGCCCCGGCUGGAGGCAGCGCUGGCCUCCAAGGACCGGGAGAUCCUCCGCCUUCUCAAGGAGAUCCAGCAUUUGCAAAACUCCCUGCAGGAGCUAGAAGAGUCUUCGGCCAACCAGAUUGCAGACCUGGAGCGACAGGUGGCAGCCAAGAAUGAUGCAAUAGAGAAGUUGGAAGAAAAGCUGCGGGCCCAGUCAGAUUAUGAGGAAAUCAAGACGGAACUAAGCAUUUUGAAAGCGAUGAAGCUGGCCUCCUCUAACUGCAGCCUUUCCCAGAGCAUAUCAAAACCCAGUGAUGUUUUGCUUCUGGGAAAGGAAUCCUUCUACCCGUCGCAGAAGUUCCUUUUGGAAAAACCAGGCCUCGUACCCAGUACUGAGGAGGAUCCCUCGGAGGAUGAGUCGGUGAAGGACUCCAUGGGCACAGACCAAUCCUACCUUUCCCCUCAGCACCUCUCGCACCCGCUCCGGGAAGAUUCGACCUCCCCGUCCCUCAUCCAGCCGCUGCUGGGCCCCUCCAUGGCUCAGGAGGUACCAAGGACUUUCACGCUCUCGCCUUUUCCUGCUGAGCGGAUCCCACUGGACUCCCUCCUCCCGAAACAGAUGGGGCCUCCUGCGUACAAGAACGAGGCUGGCGGCAUGGCAGUCUUCCCUUCCACUUUCUACUCCGCCAAGGCGGCAGCGUUGCCGGGCAACCCCAGCCAAGCCAUCCCAGCCAGCGAGGCAAGCCCUCCCAGUGACCAGUCGGAAGGCAGCAGUUCGGGUUCGGCCGAUGAGGAGCAGCUGGACACAGCCGAAAUUGCCUUCCAGGUGAAGGAGCAGCUCCUCAAGCACAACAUUGGCCAGCGCGUGUUUGGCCAUUACGUCCUCGGCCUCUCUCAGGGCUCCGUCAGCGAGAUCCUGGCCAGGCCAAAACCUUGGCGUAAGCUCACGGUCAAGGGGAAGGAGCCGUUCAUCAAGAUGAAGCAGUUCCUCUCCGACGAGCAGAACGUCUUGGCCCUGAGGACGAUCCAAGUCCGCCAGAGAGGCAGCAUCACGCCGAGGAUUAGGACCCCAGAGACUGGCUCUGACGAUGCCAUCAAGAACAUCCUAGAACAAGCCAAGAAGGAGAUUGAGUCACAGAAAGGAGGGGACACCAAGAGCUCUGCGGUGCCCCAGGUAAUCGCCAACGGCACCUGCGCCAGCAACUCUGAAGACGCCAUCAAGAGCAUAUUGGAGCAGGCCCGCCGGGAGAUGCAGGCCCAGCAGCAGGCCUUGCUCGAGAUAGAAGCGGGGGGCGCCAGCAGGCCUGUCGCCACACCACCUGUGGAGCGCUCGACCCUGGCGACGGUCAGCCAGAACAUCGUCCAGGCUUACAUCAAGCAGGAGGAGGGCAUGCUGGGCCCAAACGCCAGUGGCAGCACAAUGCAGAACCCCCUGACCGUGCUCUCCCCGGCGGCCUUCGUGCAGAGCAUCAUCCGGAAGGUCAAGUCCGAAAUCGGGGACGCCGGCUCCUAUUUUGACCAACACUGGGCUUCCGAAAGGAGCUUGCUGAGCCGUCCGUACACCUCCGUGUCGCCUUCCUUGUCCUCCUCGUCCAGCUACUCCAGCAUGGCCAAUGGGCGGGCGUGGCAGCGGGGCGAGCCCAGCGACGCCAUCCCGAACGAGGAAGACCUCGUGACUUCUGAGGAUGAGCCCCACAGGGUGAUAGAGGUCAAGUCGGAAGUGGCCGGCUCAGAAGCCCAGGGCGCCGGGCGCCUGUCCUACUACCCGUCCUACGUGCCAAGGACUCUCAAACCCACCGUCCCGCCCUUGACGCCGGAGCAGUAUGAGUUGUACAUGUACAGGGAAGUGGACACCUUGGAGCUGACGCGGCAGGUCAAGGAGAAGCUGGCCAAGAACGGGAUCUGCCAGCGCAUCUUCGGGGAAAAGGUGCUGGGUCUGUCUCAAGGGAGCGUGAGCGACAUGCUGUCUAGGCCCAAGCCCUGGAGCAAGCUGACCCAGAAAGGCCGGGAGCCCUUCAUACGGAUGCAGCUGUGGCUCACAGACCAGCUGGGCCAAGGCAUUAGCCAGCAGGCCAACCCGCCACACGCCAGUCCAGGGGAGGCUCGGUCUUCCCCUUCCCCACCACCCAGCCCCUCGGAGCAAGAGAAGAGCCCCCCCGAGCCGCUGAGCCUCGCCCUAGAAAGCAGCAAAGAAAACCAGCAGCCGGAGAGCAGGUCCGGUUCCUCGCUCAGCGGGAAGAUCUGCCCCAGCAGCCAGGCGUCUGUCGGCAUCCAGGAGAUUGUGGCCAUGUCGCCGGAGCUGGACACUUACUCCAUCACCAAGAAGGUCAAGGAGGUCUUAACGGAUAACAACCUCGGUCAGCGGCUUUUUGGAGAGAGCAUCCUGGGCUUGACUCAGGGGUCCGUCUCUGACCUCCUUUCCAGGCCCAAGCCAUGGCACAAGCUGAGCCUUAAAGGAAGGGAGCCGUUUGUCCGCAUGCAGCUCUGGCUGAACGACCCGCACAACGUCGACAAGCUCCGGGACAUGAAGAAGUUGGAGAAGAAAGCCUACCUGAAGCGCCGCUAUGGACUGAUCAGUGCCGGCUCAGACAGCGAGUCCAACACCCGCUCAGGGUGCCCCAGCCCCAGCCUCCAAUCUCAAGACCUCAGCCUUCUGCAGAUCAAGAAGCCAAGGGUGGUCUUGGCUCCCGAGGAGAAAGAGGCCCUGAAGAAGGCUUAUCAGCUGGAGCCGUACCCUUCCCAACAGACCAUCGAGCUGCUGUCUUUCCAGCUUAACCUCAAGACCAACACAGUGAUCAACUGGUUCCAUAACUACAGGUCCCGGAUGCGCCGUGAGAUGCUGGUGGAAGGAGCGCAGGAAGACACAGACCCGGAGCAGAGCACGACGCCAGGCAGCAACUCCCUCAAGGACCCUCCGCCCCAGAGCCCUGACUCCGAAGAGGAGGACAGGAAGCCCACCUUCAGAGACGCCGGGUGCCAAGGAGAAAGCGAGUCCCUGGUCCAGAUCAAGGAGGAGCAGGUGGAGGACUGUGCAAACCACAGGGACUCCUGCAGCAUGGAUGGGGAGAUGGGGACUCUUUCCAGGUCCAGCCUCAAAGAAGAGCCAGUGGAGGCGGCGUAUACGGGGAGCCCAAACGAGGCUCACAGUGUGACAUGGGGCAGCGCCCCACAUAACAAAACACACGUCCCUGGGGCUCCCGAUUACCCCUCUUUGCAUAACCCCCUGGAGUCAGACAGCAGCGAGAGGCCGCACCCUGACCCCAUUAGCUUUAAAUCCGCUUCCGAGUCCUCCCGCUGCAGCUUGGAGGUCUCCCUGAACUCCCCGUCCGCAGCCUCCUCGCCAGGCCUCAUGGUGUCCGUCUCUCCCGUCCCGUCCUCGUCUGCCCCCAUCUCCCCAUUGCCACUGAGCGCCGUGGCUGCCAAAGCGCCGAGUUCAAGUCCUGCCACGGAUACGGGCUCGACGCCCCCAAAUGCCAAACUGAACACAAACAUCCAGCGGCGGCACGAGAAGAUGGCCAACCUCAACAGCAUCAUCCACCGGCUAGAGAGAGCAGCCAAUCGUGAUGAAACCCUAGAGUGGGAAUUUUAAGGAGGCCGAGUCAAAAAGAAAUAAAACUACCCAUAUUUUGUUGUCCAGAUUUUAGAUGCUGUUGAACAAGCUGGUGAAGCAGGGAGCCGUAGCAGAGUGUGUACAGAAAUAGAUCUAUCUAGCUAUAUAUAUAAUAUACAUAUAUCUAUUUUAUUAAUUUCCUCGACUACUAAGGAAGAGAGAUAAACCAGCUCCAUUUUGUUGAACAAGAGUGGUUGAACAGCUACGCUGUAGCUCCUUUUCUUAGCUCCUGACAGGAAGAUAAAAUUGACCUUGUUUGUUUUAAAUGUGAAAACGAAAAAAAACAAAAAACAAACAGAAACCCACUUGGGAACACUUUUAGAAGAAGAAAAAAAAACAUAUUAAGAUAAUAUUUAUAGACCUCUUUUAGAUAUUUUAAUAAAAGGAAACUUUGGAAUUUAUUAACAGCUCAAGCUGCUUUGAUAUUAAAAGAUAGCUAUAAACUGUAUCAGUUGUGUCAUUAAAUGUCCACUGAAAAAGUCUUGUAGUUUGCCACUGGAUGAGAUUAAAAAAUAAUUUAAAAAUUUAAAGAUA
Molecule: messenger RNA, 5015 nt
Organism: Lacerta agilis (Sand lizard)
Lineage: Eukaryota; Metazoa; Chordata; Lepidosauria; Squamata; Lacertidae
Gene: CUX2
Product: cut like homeobox 2
Exons: 22
Coding region: 6-4460 (1484 amino acids)
Biological process (GO): regulation of DNA-templated transcription
Molecular function (GO): DNA binding; DNA-binding transcription factor activity, RNA polymerase II-specific
Source: RefSeq, a predicted model, not a curated record